Molecule: messenger RNA, 8931 nt
Organism: Megachile rotundata (alfalfa leafcutting bee)
Lineage: Eukaryota; Metazoa; Arthropoda; Insecta; Hymenoptera; Megachilidae
Source: RefSeq, a predicted model, not a curated record
CUCUUUCUAUACCUUUGAAUUUUUACCUAUGUACCUAUUAAUUUUUACCUAUAACAAUUUUUUGUUAUAAAAGAAAACGUAAUUACGUUCGUUAAAGAUGCUAUAAACGAUGCAUUACGUAAGGUAACACUUGAAGAAUCGUUAUCGUCGAAUUAUAGCACCGUCUACAAUUCUAGUGGCGUCGCAAAGAAUUUCGAACCAUUACAUAAACCUUUGCGCCACUGUUAGUUUCGAAAAUUAUUUCAGAUUCCACUCGUGCGUAUUUCAAAACAUUUAUCAGAUAUUCGGUGAGAAAAUUGUUCGUAUAUUGGAAAAUUAUCGCAUGCACAGGAACAAGCUGUGUAACAGUAUUAAAACAAUAGACGCACGAGCGGUACCGUUGCAAAUUACAAUUUGCAAGCAAGAGUUACGAACCACCGUGAAUAAUCCAUAAAUUUUAAUACGGGAUUAUGGCGGAUCGAGAGAUUUCUUAUAGCCAUUACGAUGCUAAUGAGAUCCAACUCAACGAGAUGGAAAAGAAUAUUUGAGUCGAGGAAUUUCUAAAUUCUGCGUGCUUCGUAUAACGCGUAACGAUCUAAUACCUGGUCAUGUAACGAGUGGCAACCCGAGGCUACCUUCUCUCGAACAAAGAUCCUAGUUACGUCAAUGAUCGGUGGUAUCCGUUUAUGGUUAUUUUUAUCGCGAAGACGAUCGUCGAUCGGAAUGCGUUGAACAGUAAUUACACUUUGAUUAUAAAACUUUAUUGCUCGAAGAAAAACGCGUUUGAUUAUCCGCGCUAUCUUGCUACGGGAACACCAAAAUGCCAGUGCACUACAGUUAGAACGUAAAACGACAAAUUUACAGUUACACGCACACGCGCAUACAGAUGCACCCGUUUCGGAAUUAAGGUCAACGACAAUAUGGCCUCCGAUCAAGCGAAAUUUCAUACACAAUUAUCGGUCGAUAUUCAAUUUAUUGAAAUUUAUGUUCGCGAAACGGUACUCUAUAAUCGGUAACCUCGAUCUUAUCGCAGUUAAAAAGGGAAAAUCUUUGUCUUCUCGGUACCGCGAUCAAAAUCUCGUCUGCAGAAUUUCUGAACGAAAAUACCUACGGUUCGACGGAAAGAAUGGACGGUUUUCAAAACGGGUGACCCAGAAUCCAUUUAUAGUUCGUUCCACUUUUGUCCAGAGAAAAAAUAACUGGAGGACAAUUACGCAAAAAAGGAAGCGAACAAGCAGAAUUAACGAUCCUCGUGCUUGUCUCCGCGGAGAUUAACGAAGGUCUCGCGUGCUCUGGAAAAGAUAAUAGUAACAUUGAUUAUUUCGCUCGACAAUGUCUCACGAUCUUGGACGAACAUAAUUUCUCUCGUUAACGCAUUCCUGGUUGCGUAAACCUAGACUUUUGUCACAGAAGUUCAAUGUUACGACCAAAAAUCACGGUGCAAUAUUUGAAAAACAAACGGAAACGAAGGCUGUAAUUACUUAUUAUGUAAUGGUUGGGAAAAGUUUACGAGGGCGACAGCUGCGAAAGCGACUCGAUUAGAAGCUCGGGAACCGUGAUUACUUCCGGUUCGAAGACGUAUCCGCCAACUGUCGCUGUUGUAAUAUCGUCGGAGGUACUCUUUAAAGUAACUGGAAACGAUUGACAAAUCGCCCACGCGUUUCGAUCACGAUUGUUCGUACGAAAAUUUCUUCGCGAUUGCUAUACCGUGUAACAAAGGAAGACUUUAUAAGAAAUUAAGAAAUAUCGAGUGAACGAGCAAUGUCGAGUAACGGAUUAACAAAUAACGGAUGGACGGAGAACGAUCAACGAUCGAGGGAUCCCACGAGACGUUUGGUAGUCGUCUACGCUUAGAACUGCUCGGGCGGACAGCGGAAGGGGGAACAAGGAGAAGGACGAAGAAGAAUGGCGAAAGGAGAAAAGGAGUGGAACAGAGAGGACAGCUGCAUCGUUGGAAUAACAGUACUCUCACAUUGGUGAGCGCCGUCGAAGCAGGGUACCGUUAUCGGUUACAGCGUUACCACGCCGUCGAGGACCAACCAUGGAAACCAGAGAAUCCAGAAGAUUGUGCUCCACAGCAUCUCCACCGAUGCUUUCCUCCUCUUCCUCCCGUUCUCCUUGUUCCCUGAUUUCUUGCACGUACGUCCUUUCUCGAUCAACGACUAAAAAUGUUGGUCACCGAAUACGCUGACCUCCGAAUCACUCUAUAUACAGUCAUUUCAGUUGAUCUUGUUUUUUUUAGCUUUUACAUUUAUUCCGGUUGAGACAGGAUAUCCUUGAUUCGGGGCAUCCGCUAGGAUAACUGGGUUAAACAAAUCAACUUUUCAUUUAUUUUUAAUCCUUGAUCGAGUACCCGAGAAAUUUUUCGGCACUUUUGACUUAAGAGCUUCGAUUCAAAAGAAUUAGAAAACUAGAAUGAAAGAAGACAUAGAAGACGCGAAUAAAAAGUCUGAAAUUUUCAUGAUGAGAAAAUUCCUGAGCAAUUGUUGCUCGACGGAAAACAUUCUUGUAACGCAGGACAAUAGAGAGGAGUUUCUCCCGUAACUCUUUUUCGAUGCAAAUAUUUCGAGCACGUAUUAUAAUGAUAAUGAGAGGUCUUUCGUUCUCCGAUUCCCUGAUAAUUCCACCUUUUCAUACGGGAAAUGAUUGCACAUUAAAACGCGGUAAUUAGCGUAAUAUACGUAACUAGUUUUCGACCUACUUUCCUGCCACUAAACUUCUGUGGAUUACCAAAGUGCAGGACUUCGAAUGGACUGUUAUUAUUACGAAAGCAUUGUUCGCAAUCUCUUAAACAGUAACAUUAACGUGAUCACUGUAAAAUGCAUAAUCAAAGAGUGUGAUGCGCGGUGUAUUGCUAAAUAAUUAUGGCGCGGAUUUAGGUCAUGUUGCAUAUCCUCGCAUUUUCUUAGGUACUCUAUGUCCCAAGUUUCCAGGGACGUAAGGUGAACGCUAUAAAUAUCAAAGAUACUUACGUGUCACUCGGCUCGAAAUUUCCGCUCGACAGAAAAUCCGCGUCCAGACGUUCACCCUUCCUGAGAGUAACCAAAGAGAAGCGCCUCUCCGUCCAUCUUCAUCUUCCUCCCUCUCCUCUUCCUCCUCGUUCCAGCGUGGAGGAGCCGACUCACCGGCUAGAGAACUCGAGUCUCUCCUGCGGAACAUCCCCGGCAGUUUCACGUCGACGGUCAUCCGGAUCGACUCGCGGCCAAGGUCGGUUCUCCGACGUUUACCUUCGUACGCUGAUUUUCGAGCAGUUCGCAACGGUGAAAUCGCGACAAGGAUCGAAACGAGCGAUCUUUACGAUCAUUAGCGACAUCCAUGCUGGAUCGGGAGGGUUCAAGAGCCGAUGUGGUGCGAUUUGUACGAUGAAACGCAAGAUGGUGAUGUGCGAGUGUUUGUCAAGGUUGAAUCGAGGUGUUUCGCGAAAGUUCAAUCGGGGAAACUAAGAAUUUUCUGCGCUGGAAUCGACCAUGAGAAAGUAAGUGGUGUUAAAUGAGUCUCCGAAAAAUUACCAAAUACCAUUGGAUUACUGUUUUGAUCUUGGUGGAUAAUCGUGUUGAGUUUGUGCCGACGAAGAUCGAUAAUAGCGGUGUAUCUUUUUCGCGUAGGGUUAGCUUCGUCGAAUUCAUAUGUUAAGUAUUCAUCGUUCCGCAAUGUAGGUUUCUCGACCACAAAGAAACUCGAGAAAAGUGUUUCGCUCCGUAAUUCCAUCGAUCUUGAAUCUCUACCGACUUCAACCCGAAAGCAAACUUUUAAUUUAUGGACCAUGAUGCUCCUAAUGGUUUCAUGCGCUGUUUAUUAAUCACUACUCUUCAAGAUUUUCCUGUUCUUUCUCAAUUUAAUUUUAAUAUCACAUCGAGUAUGCAGGAAUGUUUCAUUUAUCUUCACCACGUCGGUUUAGUUUUGAGAGUCAAGGAGCGCCAAGAGAUUCGUGUUUAGUCACUUCCGUUUGUCUACUCGAUUUCCAUUAGGACGAACGCGAACAGUAAACGAACCGAGAACUUGGUAAUUGUAGGUUGAACGAUCUACGUUUAAAACAGACCACGUAUACAUGUGUGUACUGUUUCUCCACGCGAUUCGCCGACACGUGAUGCUGUAAUGUGUCGACCUCGAUAUCGUCACCUUCAAUCGUACAAACUUUCGUCUAAGACUUUAAUUAUUCGAUCGAUCGAAAACUGUACGUUGCAUAAACGGACACUUUACCGGACAAAAAUUGCACGAUCGAAUUGGAUUAAACUCGAUACGUUUUACUUGUCUUUCAAAAUCAAUUCCGUUAUAGUUAAUCGAAAAAGCAACCUCCUCGAUAAUCGACGAACGAACACGUGAGCGAGCGAUCCGCUUUAUAUGAAAGUAACACGCUCACAAUCUUAUGGACAGUUAUUCUUCGAGUAAUGGACGCGCAUCGAGCCAGAAGAUCGACGCUUUCAGAAAAAUCCGUACAGCAUCGAGGAGCAUGCGAGACCAUGUAACUGUAAAAACAUCUCCGCUCAUCUUGAAACGGAAUUUGAUCAGAAAUUAAACGGUCGGUCAACGAUGGCGCCAAUGAUCUUGCCGAUCCAAAGUUGCCAAUACCCGUGCACCAAAGGAAUUUUAAAAACAACUUUCAUCGACUCAACCACAUAAUCAAAACAUCUAAAUAAACAUUAUUUUUUAUAUAAAUCACUAAAAUGCAAGUCAAGAUCGCUAUCUCGUGAAAAAAAAAUAACUUUCCCUCUUCAAGUUCGAAUUACUUUUUCUCGGGUGCAUUAAACACCGCCAUAGUGGUUAAACGCGGUAAGUAUCCAGGGUGAAAACAUUUUCCAUCUUACCAGCAAUUUAAUGUUUUCCAUUUAAGAAACUCCGGCCAGGAGUCCGGUGAAAAUCGAGCAGCACGCGAUAAUUCAUCACGAGCGAGUAUCGAGUCUCGUGUAUCUGCGAUUUCUAUCUGAACUAAUGACGUUUAUCGAUAGCAGCGCAAAGGGAAAAGCUCCAGGAGCUUGCGAGAUCCGUGGAUCGUGUAAAUAAGACUGGUAUAAAAUGUCGUGUGUAGGGAUGUCCUGCUACGAGGAUGGCUUCCGAUUGGCUGGUCCUGCGUCGGAAUGCUCCCUCAGGAGCAAAGCUCGCAUCGAUGCACUGUUCGAGGAUUCCAGGUCGAUUUACGACUCCACCAUGGGAGGCUGGUACGGAGGAGUGUCGACCAUGAAUUCGAACCGACUCGAAGACACCAGCAUGGAGGAGCAGAAGAGGGUGAACAGUGCCGUGCAAGCUCGAAUCGAGGCGAUGUUCGCUUCCGUGGAAGCUGAAAGCGGAACACCCGGAGAAUGUGCCGCUGCCAUUUUACCGGUGAAGUACAUGGGUGCAGCUCCGGUGGGUGGUCGCGUGGCCAGCGUUCGAGGUCUCCAAGAGCCGCUUCGUCAACUGCUGGAGCGGAUCGAAUACUCUGUGAGAGCCGAGCUGGAAGUGUCCAGACGCGGACUAACUUUCCGUACGACAGACACCUGCGAGAAGAACAACCCCUUUCGUAGAAUCGCCGUGUGGAGUGCGUUGAAGCUUCGCGCUAAACGAACACCAUCGGGCGAUUUGCAUCACGCUUUCUUGCCGUUGGUCGGCGAUCACGAUCAGAUCCAAGCUGCCGAAGAGAGGCACGCGAAUCUGUACAGAACGAUGCGUGGUCUGAAGACCAGCGCCGAUCAUUAUCCGCCCAUAUUCGCGGUAGUGAUGCGCCGUCCAGGAGCGACCAGGCUACUAGAAUGUCACGCGUUCGCCUGCGAAACUGAAGAAGACGCUGUGGCGGCUGCUGCGACGCUCUACAGGGCUCUCCUCGCAGAUUUGGACGCCAAUCGACGUCGGCCAAGACACGCGAACGGCGUGGGCUGCGUUAGUUUGGCGUCAGUCGCGUCCAGCAUUCGCGAGCCUAGUCCUAGUAGCAGAAUCAGUGCCAGGAUAAUCGCCCUUCAGUCGGAAGCGGCUCGAUCUACGCCUUCUCAUCCGAUAAGACCUCCGAGGACCAAGAAGAGUUCGGUGUGUAGCUCCGUUACGGAGGAGGAGAGCGGGAAAUCGGCGGAGUUGCUGAAGGCUCCACGAAGGAAGAAGAAAAACUCUGACGUCAAGGCGGAAGAUAUUUUAGAAGCUAGAGAGAGAAGGCGAGAUCCUAAGGGCACAGUGAGCCCAGCGGUGCAGAACUUGAAUUGCGCUCAAAAGGGCUUGAAUUCGAAGGUGUCCAAGGAAGAAGAACGACAGAACUCGAAGAACAGGAUGUAUGGAAGCAUGAAGGAGUUAAGUAUUCCGGAAAAGGUUGAAGUGGAACGUUCCCAUAGCGAGGCGGACAAGCUUUAUGACCUGGACAUUAAUGCCCUUUACGAAAGAGUCUCGAACAGGUACGAGAAGCUUCCCGUUGCCAAGAGGAUAGAAAAGAACGACAACCCGAGGACACAGAGUCCUGCUAAGGAGGCGGAAAAAAUCAAAGAAAAGGUCUACGAGAAGCCACAGAACUCGUACGACACUAAUCCUUCCCGAAACGACAUGAAAAGGCAGGAAGCUACGAUCUACGAUAAAAUCGAGAAGCUAGGUUGCAAGAGCGAAGAAAACCCGUUGUACGAGCGCACUGAUAAACGCGGUAGCAAAGAGAAACUCUACGAGGACCACUUCAAAGAUGCCGACAAGAUUUACACUCUCUCCCAAGAAGAACUUUGCAGCGGCAACAAGUUCAAUCGGGCCAAGAUAAAAAACACCCAAGAGAACAUUUUCUUCGGUAGAUCUUCGAGAAACGACAGUUAUCCGGUUCAAGAGAAUUCGGUUCCUGUGGAUCGUAGGAAGUCGAGGGAUCAGGAGAAACCAACGUCCGGAAGACGACUGAGCAGAGUGGUCACGAUGGACAAACCCUUGAAGAAGCAGCUGAGCGAGUCCACGUCCAAUUUGAACCUUGUCGAAUACAAUCAGCCGAGAGUUAGGAAGAGGAGCAGAGCCGGUAGCGAACCACCGGUUAGUCGAUCCGAAGACGCGAUGAAAAUCCUCCAGGAGAGUAGAUUGAAAAGAUCUCAGAGCGACAUAGACGUGGAUCGAGGAGACUUGAUGACCAGGGUCGAAUUACCUCGAAGAGGAAGUUUCUUAAAUCCUGGGAGUGCCAGGAGACCCAAUAGCCUCAAGGGUGGCACUCCACUGGGAUUCACCGAGUUAUUCGACGAAUUUAGAAACCAGGAAGGCUUGACCAGCGUCGACGACAUUUUGGCAGCUAUUAUCGAUCCUGAAGGGAUGUCCUUCAACGACUUGAAGCCCUUGUACAAAGAGUUCUUAUUGAAGCUGGCGGCAACUCUGACGCAAGACGAGCUUUAUCAGAGAUCGGCCAGCAUAAUGAGAAGACGUCGAAGGCCGCAACGAAGACGAUCCAGCCGCCCAUCUUGUCUACUCGGCAGAGCCAUUAAGCGAUCGGUGUCGAGAUUAAAAGGCGGACCCACGGAGUUCACUUCCGUGAUCUUCCCCGCAAGAAGACUGAACGAUAGCUUCGGCAGCAGCUCUUCUUGCGACGCGAGAAACAAUCACAGAAAUCGAGUGCUGGCUAACAGAUUGGGAAAAAGGAGGUCCUCCUGGAGAAUGAGCAAGGGCAGAGGUUGCCACACCACUUCGGAGGAUAGCGAUACGUGCAGACGAUUGAGUCGAGGUGCAGGAGCAGCCGCGAACCGAAGCAGCAGCGGUUACGUGAGUUGCAGCGAGUGCAGUUACGAUUCCGAGUCCUGUACCUGUGUCUCGGCAGAUAAGUGUUAUUGCUCGCUAUCCAGGAGGAUCCCAGAGCAGCCACAGGUGUCCCCCAAUGCCGUGGUCUGCUCGUGCGACACGGACAGCUGCUCGGAGAGCAACAAAUGUUACUGUGCGCGGCAACCGAUUCGUCCGACGAUACUCGAACAGCUGAGGCAAAGGGGCAUCGUGCCCUCCGAAAGCACUCUCAGCAGAGGGGGAAGUCCGGAUAGAUUUCGAGCGACGAAAACGAAUAGAAGUCGAACACCUUCUCAAGGUUUGGAUGUACUCAAGUUUGCCACGUCCGUUUGCUUCCAGAAGCAGUCGUCGUCAAGCUACGGCAGUUCGAACAACCUCGCCCUGGAUUACGACCUCUUUAAUCCGGGAAGGAAGUCUCAGCAAUCGUCAGACAGUGAAAAGAUACUAGUCGUUAGCGCCAGAGACACCCAGGGACGUUUGGUAUACGUUGGUGGCGCAGAGAGGGACAAGAAAUGUCUGUCUCAUUGUUCCAGCAGAUCUGGGGCGCAUCACGAAGCACUCUCGAUUAAGAAGAGCGCGGAAAUAGCUGCUGUUUUUGGGGCUGAUUCGAGCAGGAUCAGCAGACGAGCCAGCAACGCAUCCAGUAUCAGGAGUUCCAUCAGCUUGGAAGCUGGUCUAGGAUAUUUACCCUAAUAAGAGAAUUCUCCCUCUUAAUACUUGUAGUAGAGCACUGACUAAUAUAGAGGUGUAAAUAUUGUAAGAUACAUUUAACUACGGAUAAACUUAGAAAUGAAUAAAUUAGACAUUGGGAUUUAUGCGCAAAGUAAAGUCGGAUAAAGAAUUUUAAUACUCGGUUAUGCAUCGAAGCUGACCUUGUUCAUACGAUCGAUAGAAGAUCGAGUAUAUUAUAUAUACUGUAUACGGGUAUUAAUUGAUAACGGUACUGUUAUCUACAUGCUUCGCGGAAAUAUGUCAGAAGUGUACCGGUCUUUCUUGUAACGGUACAAUAUUCUCGUUUCUGCGAGACUUGAUCUCAGCAAAAGUGGUUCUGAAUCAGCCACGAGUUAAAAUUUACUUAUUACACUUGAAACGUUAUGAAAAAGAACAGUAAAUAUCUAUCGCGUUAUUUUUGCAUUGUGCAUACGAAUAUCUUACAAGUACCUGUAUUACCACUUGUAGGCUUCAGAUAUCUUUAUUAGAAUUAAUUUAUAUGCAACGAUUAAAGGCUAAUGUGAUCAAUUUUUUUAUGUAUUUUUAUACGUAUAU